Molecule: messenger RNA, 918 nt
Organism: Recurvomyces mirabilis
Lineage: Eukaryota; Fungi; Ascomycota; Dothideomycetes; Mycosphaerellales; Teratosphaeriaceae
Exons: 2
Coding region: 1-918 (305 amino acids)
Biological process (GO): carbohydrate metabolic process
Molecular function (GO): hydrolase activity, acting on carbon-nitrogen (but not peptide) bonds
Source: RefSeq, a predicted model, not a curated record
AUGCCAAAGAAAAGAGUCCUAGUAGGCUACGGCAUCGACGUCGACGCCGUGGCAAACUGGAUCAACACCUGUGACGGCAGCCCCCAGAACCCAACAAACGUCUCUCGCGGCGUCUAUGGAGCCACAGUCGGCAUCGAUCGCCUCCUCAAGCUCUACGAAACGUACAAGAUCAAGGCCACUUUCUUCACCCCCGCCCACAGCCUCGAGACCUUCCCCAAACAGAUGACCAAGGUUCGUGAUGCUGGCCAUGAGUUAGGUCUACACGGGUAUACGCAUGAAUAUAUCUCGCAACUUUCCGCCGAACAGCAAAAGGACGUUUUGAUUAAAUCCAUCGAGGUUCUGACGAAGUUCUGCGACGGCAAGAGACCUAUAGGGUACACGGCUCCGGCAUGGUCGACCUCAAAGGAACUCAUUUCGCAGCUGGAAGCGGAAGGGAUUCUGUAUGACCACAGCUUCAUGCACCAUGAUGUCCAGCCUUACUGGGCACCGGAUCCGCUAAAGUCAGAGUGGAGAGAGACGAACCAUAAGAAUUCUGCUGAGAGCUGGAUGGUACCGAUGACUGCGUGGCAACCGUCCAAGGUCGUGGAGAUACCGUCGAAUUGGCAUUUGGAUGAUUGGCCGCCAUUGCAACCCAUACCUGGCCGACCUGGAACCCAUGGUUUCGUGGACGCUCAUGUAGUCGAGAGAUUAUGGAUGGAGCAGUUCGACUUUGCGUACAGGGAGUACGAUACCUUCAUCUUCCCUAUGAGCAUCCACCCACAAGUUUCAGGCAAGCCGCAUGUGAUCCUGAUGCACGAAAGAAUAAUCGAACACAUCAACAAACACGAAGGAGUCGAGUGGAUGACGCUUGGCGACAUGGCCAAAGAAUUCGCCGAAGGCCGAAUGCCCGGCUGGGAGGUCGAAGGCGGCGUGAUGUAG